UUCAUCUUAUAUAUAUUUACUGGUUGAAUAAGCAACGUUUUUCCUACUUCAAAGACUCCGAAAAACACCCCUUUAAUUCACGUUAAGCAACGCUACAUUGUUAAUUUCAACGUUGAUCGAAAUAAACUCUCCGAUAAGAAUGGGUUCGCUUCCGGCCACGGAUGAGACCAGCUGGACAUACCCGUUUGCUCGCCGUGAUGAAUCUGUUGUUGAUAACUACCAUAGCGUGGACGUUCCUGAUCCUUAUAGAUGGCUUGAGGAUCCAGACUCAGAGGAGACAAAAGAGUUUGUCGAGAAACAAAUGAUUUUGACUGACUCGAUGCUCAAGACUUGUGAGACAAGAGAAAAGCUAAGGAUAAAACUCACAAAAUUAUUCGAUUUUCCCAAGUAUGAUGUUCCAUUUAGGGCUGGUGAUAAGUACUUCUACUUCCAUAACACGGGUCUUCAACCUCAAAAAGUCCUUUACGUUCAGGAUAAUUUGGAUGGAAAACCAGAGGUUUUGCUUGAUCCAAACACACUUAGUGAAGAUGGAACAGUGGCUUUGAGUUUAUGUGCAAUUAGUGAGGAUGCUAAAUAUUUGGCAUAUGGUAUCAGUUCAAGUGGAAGUGAUUGGGUGACUAUCAAAGUUGUGAGGGUGGAAGAUAAACGCGACGAGCCUGAUACAAUUUUGUGGGUUAAGUUCUCAAAUGUUAGCUGGACCCGUGAUAGUAAAGGAUUUUUCUACAGCCGUUAUCCAGCUCCCAAAAGCGGCGAAAAUUUGGACGUUGGAAGAGAGACAAAUGCAAAUUUUCACCAGCAAGUUUAUUAUCAUAGUUUGGGUACUGAUCAAUCUGAUGAUAUAUUAUGUUGGAAAGAUCCAGAAAAUCCAAUGCAUAGACAUAUAGUUUCAGUGACUGAAGAUGGAAAGUAUGUUCUCUUAUACAUUUUCAGGAACUGUGAUACUGUCAACAAAUUAUACUACUGUGAUUUAUCUUCACUGCCUAAUGGCAUUGAAGGUUACAAAGGUAGACGCGAUGACGUGCUUCCCUUUAACAAGCUUGUCGAUAAAUUUGAUGCCUCGUACGAUUAUGUUGCACAUAACGGCACUAUUUUCACUUUUCAAACUAACAAGGAUGCUCCAAAGUACAAAUUAAUCAGAGUAGACAUCGAAAAUCCUGAUUUUUGGUUUGACAUAAUUGAAGAGGACGAAAAGGAUGUGCUACAAUCAGCUGUUGCUGUUAACGACAAUCAACUUGUUGUGAGUUAUUUGAGAGAUGUGAAGAAUGUUCUGCAGUUGAGAGAUUUAGAAACAGGGGCGUUGCUGCAUCAUUUACCUAUUGAUAUUGGCAGAGUAUCGGGAAUUUCAGCUCGUCGAAAAGAUGAUUCUGUUUUUAUUGGAUUUAUGAACUUCCUGAUCCCUGAAUUGAUAUAUGAGUGUAAUCUUAAAGGUGAAGUUCCCGAUCUUAAAGUUUUUCGAGAAAUCGUCGUGCCUGGAUUUGAUCGGACAGAGUUCCAAGUUAAUCAGGUAUUCGUGCCAAGUAAAGAUGGUGUGAAGAUACCUAUGUUCAUAGUGUCUAGAAAGGGUAUUUCUCUGGAUGGAUGCAACCCUUGUUUAUUAUUCGGAUACGGAGGAUUCAAUGUUAGUAUUACACCACAUUUUUCUGCUGCUCGCGUUGUGCUCGCGAAGCAUUUAGGUGUAGUAUUUUGUAUAGCAAAUAUUCGUGGUGGCGGAGAAUAUGGAGAAGAGUGGUACAAAGCUGGUGCUCUUAACAAAAAGCAAAAUUGUUUUGAUGACUUUAUUUCUGCUGCUGAGUAUCUUGUAACUGCUGGUUAUACACAGCCACAUAAGUUGUGUAUUGAAGGUGGAAGCAAUGGUGGCCUUCUUGUUGGAGCCUGUGUCAAUCAGAGACCUGAUCUUUUUGGCUGUGCUCUUGCUCAUGUUGGUGUUAUGGAUAUGCUUAGAUUUCACAAAUUCACUAUAGGCCAUGCAUGGACCUCUGAUUUUGGUUGUUCUGAUAAGGAGGAAGAGUUUCAGUGGCUAAUCAAGUAUUCACCACUGCAUAAUGUGAGGAGGCCAUGGGAACAAUUUGACAAUUUAGCAUUUGUUCAAUACCCUUCCAUCAUGCUAUUGACUGCAGAUCAUGAUGAUAGGGUGGUUCCAUUGCACUCAUUAAAACUAUUGGCUACUAUGCAAUAUGUCCUGUGCACGAGUGAGAAGAAAAGUCCGCAGACCAACCCUAUCAUUGGUAGGAUCGAAUGUAAGGCUGGUCAUGGAUGUGGACGCCCAACACAAAAACUUAUUGAUGAAGCUGCAGACAGAUAUGCAUUCAUGGCUAAAGAGUUGGGUGCUGCUUGGGUUGAGUAAAAUGAUGUUUGUACAGGUAAUAAUAAGGAAAAUAGUGGAACACAAUAAGGUGGGUUGAUUUUGAUGUCCCCAUAGUUGGUGAGGCUCCCACCGUUUUAGCAUCAUUCGGGGUUCCUUUUGCGGAAGGGUGCAAUAACUAUGGCUCAGUUCCAAACAAGUAUGGGUCAACUAUUUGGCAUGAAGAAUGCACGGGAAAGAAUUUUAACUAGAUCAACUUCUCAUAUAGUAUAACCACUGAUGUAGUUUCUUUGUUUUUAUUGUUUUCCAUGCACCUUAUCCUGAGUGAAUAAAGCUGGCAAACACAAUAAAUCUUUUUUAGAGGGUUC
This is a messenger RNA of Solanum dulcamara, 2670 nucleotides long. RefSeq lists its product as uncharacterized. Bases 140 to 2344 code for a protein of 734 amino acids. Gene Ontology annotation, biological process: proteolysis. The record is from RefSeq and is a predicted model, not a curated record. Gene Ontology annotation, cellular component: cytosol. NCBI's taxonomy places the organism in Eukaryota, Viridiplantae, Streptophyta, Magnoliopsida, Solanales, Solanaceae. Gene Ontology annotation, molecular function: serine-type endopeptidase activity; oligopeptidase activity. The transcript has 12 exons.